GAGAAAAGUGGGUGUUUUUGGAUGUUGGAAAAGUGUAAACAAACAUCGCUUCCUGUAUACGGCCUGGUGAGAGACUAUCGGAAAAUCUCCGAACGUUUCGGUGCGCGGGUGGUGAUCUCAUUCAAGACUUUUCAAUUUCAGUCACACUGGUAGGUAGCUGCAGUGAGGAUAGAGGUUCGUUGGCUACAUCACCGCUUUGCACAAGCAGUUAGUGCGUAGCCAUUUUCCUAGGAUUGUGCAUCAUUAUUUUCACGAAAAAUUACUUCAUUCCGCUUAGUUUUGGCCGUGCAGCCGUGUGUUCUACAUACCCGAAUUGUUAGAAGUGGUAAGGACCUGUUUGGGAGAUCCAGAAAAGGGUUUUUCAACAUUUCACAAUUCGUUCGAAUCGAUUUUUCACUCACACUCGAACAGAUUCAUUUCCGAUUUUAGGAUUCAAAACAGAAACAAACUUUUUAUAACACACAACCAGGAAAAACUACCAUUCGUGAUUACUGUGAAUUACAACUUUGGAGGCACCGGGUGCGGUGGGAGUGUGACGGCAGCAAUCAACAAAAGGCUUCAAAAUAGGUCAGCUCAACAGUAUUCGAUUCAACGAAGACGGAACGGCUAGAAUGCACGAGGGCGAAAUAGUGAUAAAGAAGGUGCAGGGACAUGUCCCGAAGUCCGGCGCCCCGCGGGAGAAACCGUUAAAGGACGCCGUCGUCACCUAUCGGCUGACGCGGGACGACAUCUCCGGUGGACCGGUCAAUCUGGAUGAGAUCGAGCCGGGACUGUGGCUGGGGAAUGUGACGGCGGCAGCGGAUUUGCCCACACUGGAGAAGUUAGCCAUCCGGAGUGUGCUGACGAUCGAUUCAUGCCCGCUGCCGACCCAUGUGACCGAGAAUCCCAGCUUGAGAGUGAAGUAUAUUCAAGCUUCUGAUGUGCCAAGGGAGGAUCUGAUUAAACACUUUGAAGACACGAACAAUUUCAUCAGGGAAAGUUUGGAGGAGGAGAGAAAUGUGCUUGUACAUUGUUACUUCGGCGUAAGUCGAAGUGCCACCAUAGUGAUUGCCUACAUCAUGAACAAGUAUAAGCUAACCUAUGAUGCGGCCCUCCAGCGAGUCAAGUCCAAAAGGCGGUUCGUGAUGCCUAAUCCGGGCUUCAUCAACCAAUUGAAACUGUUCAGCAUCAUGAACUAUCGGAUCGAUCCGCUAAACGAGAAGUAUAAACUAUUUCGGCUCAAACUGGCGGCCGAUAAUGUACGGAAAGCAAAACGUCUUCCGGUGAACUGCAUGGAUGUUGUCAAACCUGAUCCGGCCGUCACGCAAGAAACACCCGAACCGAUUGUCUACAGAUGUCGCAAAUGUCGCCGUGUGGUUGCUACCAAGAGCAAUCUUCUACUGCACAAACAAAAACCUCCGGGUCAUUCACCUGCUAAGCACUUUAAUUCGUUUGGUGACGUAGUAGCCGGAUUGAAUGAUGACGAAUCAGAUUCGGAAACUCCGACCAAGGAAGGGGACGGCACCGAAGGGGAAGCAACUACUGCGGAACCAACGGCAGAUGAGCCAGAAGCAAAAGGCGCCGUAAAGGAAGGCUCAUCAGUGAACUAUGUAACGGAACAAUUGCGACGCAGUUCGAUUAGUAGCGACCACAGUCAACGGUCCUCGGAGAAGGAUGGCGUUUGCAGCAAAAUUUACUUCACCGAACCGCUCGCCUGGAUGACCGACAUCUAUCACAAUACCCAGGGUCGGUUGUAUUGUCCCAAGUGCACGGUCAAGCUGGGCAGCUUCAACUGGGUGAUGGCAACCAAGUGCCCCUGCGGAGCGGAGAUCUAUCCUGCAUUCUAUCUGGUGCCGUCCAAGACGGAAUACUCGACCGUGGUGCAGAACGUGCAGGUUACGGUGUAAUUUUGGUGCAUUGUUUCAAGGAAAGUGGAGAUCGGGCGUUGUUGAGUUAAACGAGUGGGAGGAGCUCAGAGGAGAAACAAUGAUAUCGGUGGUAUUUUACCAGCAAGAAAACUAAAUCAAAUAGUGAAUCUUCCUAUUCAGUAUGUUAAGUAGUAGUUUGGUCACAUUGACUGAUAGUACGGCGAUCGCAUACUGCUUAUAUGCUUCUCCUACUCGUAGGCAAAAUGCAUUUAUAUAUUGCGAUAGUCAUCUAUACAAUAAUACAAUAUAAGACAUUCAUAUGUGCAUAAAAAUAUAUAAUACCCACCGUUGAACCAUUGAAAAAUAAUAACCAAAAAGUUUAAUUAUUAUUAAUUACUUCUUUUAUGUUGAAAUUAGGAUGCCGCCAUGUUCCGCGUUUGGUAGGUCUUCUACUUGUUUGGAACAAAAUUUUGUGUAAGGGCGACGCCACUUGCAAUUCGAUGGAUUUUUAUUAUUAAACAAUGUUUUAGAGAAUUUUGAAACGAUUGUUCAGUUAUUCACUACGGCGUAGAAUUUCAACCCAUUUAUUGAACACUAGCAGACCCGACGAGCUUCGUUUUGCCUUAAAUUGAUUUAUUCUCUGAUUAGUUCUCGAGAAAUGCAGAAAUGUCUGUUUUAUUUGUAUGGGAGCCCCUCUUUGCAAAAGGGGCAGGGGUCUUGAACCACCCCCUUCGAAAACCUCCAAAUGCCAGAAUUGGUUUCAUUUGCUUGAUUAAUUUUCGAAUUAUGAAGAUAUUGGUGUUUCAUUUGUAAAGGGAGCCGCCCUUUCCAAAAGCAGUCUAGACUCUAGAAUCAUCCUAAGAACUUUUCCCGGCUCCAAAAACCUUUACAUCGUGGAAUCGUUUUCGAAAAACAAAUUCAAGUCAAAACCGACUUCUUCCAAUAGGCCUAGAGGGCUUUUUUUUUUAAAAUAACUGUGUUUCCAAGUCAGUCGAUUUUGUAUCCAACCGACUAUAUAGACUUAGAUAACUUGUGAAUCGGUGGAUAUAAACGUUCUUGAAAUUGUAGACGAUCGACUUUUUGAAUUGAACUCAAAUAAGCCCAAAAUGUGUCAUUGAUCGAAGGAUAAGGCUAUAAGUAGUCUACAUAAACCAACGCACAAUUUAUCCAGUUUUAUCGUUAUUCUCCAGGCAGAAUAAUUUCGACUAUUCAUAAACGACAAAUUUCACCUCAUUUGAGAAAUCUCAUAUGCUAGUCUAUGCGUAGAUUGAGAGAUAUUUUGUCGUCCUUACUAAAAAAUGGUAAUUUUUCUCUCCCGAAAAGGAAAUCAUUAAAAAGAAGACAGAAUCAUUAUAGCUAAUGAAUAUGUUGUGUAUAAGUUAAGUGUUAAGCUAAGUGUUUCCAUUUAUUUUUUAACUGCAUUUACAUUAUAUCAUAUUCUGUUCAAUAAAUCAACAAUUGUUCGUAUACUUAUACAGCUUCCAUGCGGUAUCCUUCACAGGACAUCGCUUCCGAUAUCCACCAAAAAAGAGACCACACAGAGCCAAUAACUUUUUAUACUAUCUGCGAACAAGAGCACUAUUGGAGCAAUUCAGCAAAACAGAAACGCGCAACUCGAAAGUAUUAUCAAAAACAAAUAAAAACUUAUUUACAAGCAUCCCGUAGAAGAGUAUUAACACUUAAACUGAACGCAAAGAGCAAGCAUAAAUGCCAUUUAAAAUGACAGAAUUAGGAAAAUAACAGCAACAAAAAAACAAUGAACAAUGUUGUAACUAAAUCCACAGAUAACAGACAUCCAGGCUAGAACAAAUUUUACUCAAAAAGCUGUGUAAAUCAAAGUACGUUGAAUACUGACUGUGGCAAUACGUCGUUUGGUGGCGCUAGGUGUCUUUCAUGGCGACAAGCGUACUAGCUGUCAUUUUGCAUCAAACAAACAUUGCGCGCCAAAAUGAUACCAAGCUUGCCGCCUCUUUCAGCACGUGAUAACUGUUGAUGUUUAUUUUUCAGCCAUAGUGCCUGACGAGGUAAACGAGGUAAAAAAAUAUUUUUUGCAAAACACUUUUUCGUACCUUCAAACAUUCAAGUAGAGUUUCUGGUACUCAAGCUACUUCUCAUAUUGGUGAAAAAUUAUAUGCUUAUAAAAGUUUUAACUACUGUCGAAGAGAGAUAGUGUUCUAAAACAGUUAUUCAGUUAUAUUUCUAUACAUAACGUGAAUUGAAAGACUAGACGGGGCAUGAAUAAUUGAAAAAUCAUGAAUAUAUUUGCACACCAAAAUCUAAAUUCUAGUUACAGCGAAAUUAUUUGCUGAAGUAUGUCCAGUUUACUGUGAUUUCAGCAUCAGCUUUAUUCUCCUGAUUGAUUGCAAUUUCUAUGAGACGUAAAAUAUUUUCUAUCAAUGUCAUUAGUAGCAAUGAAAAAAGUAGAAAAUUAAUUGUGAAGCUGAUUUAAUGAAAUUCCAAUGCUGUCUAAUUUCUAGCGAAAUAAACUUAAAAUGUGAGCACAAAUUAUGGCCUUUUCAUCCUUUUAGUGCUUCGCUGCUGGUUGUGACGCUAAUGGAAAGGGUCACAAAACAAACCAUACGCUCCAUGAUGGCAGAGAAAUCGCUUGCGUUAGUGUGAGAAAGAAACAUCACAUAUGGAAUCAAAACCAGUGUGAGGAGGAGUAUCUGUUGUUUAUGUUUAUGGUGGGUGAUGGCGCCUAAAAUUUUGACAGCUUCUUGAUGAGAAAAACUAUGCGAUGCCAGCGCCUCCACGAGAUUGCCACUUGUGUUGCGUUUCAAAACGUGCGUUAAAUUCCUUACACACGAUUGAAAACGGACUUGUAUGUCUGUUCUCUGUGCUAAAUCAAAAAUCAAAGAAAAAUGCGUAUUUUCUUAUGUUUAACGAAAAUGGGUUAAGCAUGUUUAUUAUUCCAAAGUGUUACAUUGUUACAAGUGAUUUGAACUUUCGGAAAUUCGCCUUCUAUCCAAAGAACAAACUAGCUGAAAGCUGUCAAAAAUGGUUUCUGAAACGAAGAAGUUUUUAAUGUUGUGUUUAAUUUUAAUAUACAAGGACAUGUAAUCGAGAAAGUUUCAAUACGAAAGAUAUAUACAUUACUAUUCUUGUUUGCAGGCAAUCGUAACUUUUGCACGAAUAGGAUUUGUUGGAAUCGUUUUAUCUUUCAAUUUUGCUUGCAAUAUUUGUUCAAAAGUCUAUUCGAAUAGAAGCAAAAACACAAGUGAAAAAACGCAUAGGUACAAAGUGAAAAUAUAGACAUUUCGAAAGGAAGAGUCAAAAAAAUCCAAAUACAUUCGAAAUAUCAAAGCAUAAGAACUUUUCUGUUCCAAAUUUAUAGAAACGUUUCCAAAAAACUUUUUGUUGAAUUGCGAUGCGUGAUUAAAAGUUAUGAGUAGUGUUACAACGUUAGAUUUGGGAAAAAAAACUCGAGAAAGCUCACUUAUGUAUCUGUAAAUCUGUAAAUUCAUGCCAUUUUGUACAAUAAUUUUCACGUUUUAUCCUCAAGUAAAUAAAAUAUAAUUAUUGAAA
Armigeres subalbatus is the source of this 5372-nucleotide messenger RNA. It is a transcript of the gene MKP-4, whose product is annotated as dual specificity protein phosphatase MPK-4. The record is from RefSeq and is a predicted model, not a curated record. Gene Ontology annotation, cellular component: nucleus. The transcript has 6 exons. Bases 612 to 1886 code for a protein of 424 amino acids. Gene Ontology annotation, biological process: protein dephosphorylation. NCBI's taxonomy places the organism in Eukaryota, Metazoa, Arthropoda, Insecta, Diptera, Culicidae. Gene Ontology annotation, molecular function: protein tyrosine/serine/threonine phosphatase activity.